AUGGUAGCUCUGGCCCUGGUAGCAGGCCACACCGACUCUGUUCUUUGCUGCGAGGUGCAGCCGGGCGGCAAGCUGCUGGCCAGUGGCGGGGAGGAUGGCGCCAUCUGCCUCACCGAUCUGUCCACGCUCAAGCCGGCGGGGCGGAUAGAGCAGGCGGCGGGCGACGCGGUGCCAUCAGUGUGCUGGCACCCGGGUGCCGGCGAGGAGCACAGCCUGUUUGCGGCGGCGGGCUCCGCAGUGUUGCAUUUAGACUUGCGCCGCGGUCUGGAUGCCUCCGCACUAUGCCGCAGCUUUGGGGUGAGCCAGGAUGAGGUGAACAGCGUGGCGGUGACCGCCGCCAACGGCUGCUGGCUGGCAGCAGGGGACGACUCUGGAGAGGUGCAAGUCAUCAGCCUGCAGCAGCAGCAGCAGCAGCAGCAGCAGGUAGCACCCCCUAGUGCAGCAGCAGCAGCGUCGGCGGCAGCAGCAGCAGCGUCGGCAGCGGCAAGCCUCACCUGCCCUGCGUCCUACAAGACCCUGCGCCGCGGCCACAUCAACAUCUGCAGCGCUGUGGCCUUCCGGCCGCACCGCCCCUGGGAGGUGCUGUCGGGCGGGCUGGAUGCGGCGGUUGUUCGGUGGGACUUCAGCCGGCUGCGCCCGCUGCACACCUGGAGCCUGAACGGCGAGGCAACGGCCAGUGGAGGCCAGCUGUUCAACCCUCCCAUGGUGCACAGCCUCGCGGUGCCGCAGACAGACGAGCGGGGGCUGUGCAAGCUCGUGGCGGUGGGCCGCGGCGACGGCUGCAUCUCGAUGUAUGAUGCCGACUUGAAGGCGGCGCCAGCAGCAAGGGGCAGCAGCGGCAGUGGCGGCGGUGGCAAGAAGGGCGGCAAGAAGGGCGGGCAGAAGGCGGCGGCUGUGGCAGCACCAGGGGUCGUGCCCGGCCGGCUGGCGCUGCUGGGAAGGGAGCAGGGCGGGCAUAGCGCAGCGGUCAACAGCGUGUCUUUCCUCCAAGGAUCUGGCUGGCAGCAGCUGCUGUCGGCAGGCAACGACUGCCGCCUGCUGCUGUGGAACUGGGGGGCUGCCCAGGAGGGAGCGCAGGUGGCAGCAGAGGCAGCAGCAGAAGCGGCAGAAGUGGGAGGAGGCGGAGACAGCAGCUUGCGGCAGGGCGGCAAUCUGCAGCAGCAGCAGUCGCAAUGCGCACAGCAGGCGGCGGCGACUGAUGAGCCCAGCGGCAGCGCCAGUGUGCCGCUGCUGGCAGCCGAGCACCAGCACAGCCGCAAAAUCAACUGGGCUUGCUCCACUGCCCUGCCUGGCUGCCCCUACAAUGUGUUUCUUGCAGACACAGGCCGCCGCCUCACAGCUCUGAAGCUUGCAUGA
This is a messenger RNA of Chlorella variabilis, 1356 nucleotides long. RefSeq lists its product as hypothetical. The record is from RefSeq and is a predicted model, not a curated record. Gene Ontology annotation, molecular function: protein binding. The coding region runs from base 1 to 1356 and encodes 451 amino acids. The transcript has 3 exons. Lineage: Eukaryota; Viridiplantae; Chlorophyta; Trebouxiophyceae; Chlorellales; Chlorellaceae.